GCCUGCACCGCCGAGGGCGGAGAGGGCCCCUGCCCCGAAGCGCAAGCUGGCGCGCGCCGAGGCAAAGCCGGAGGAGCGGGGGCGCAAGCGCGCGCGCCAGGAGGCCAGCGGAGGCAGCCCCAAGGGCAAGGGCGGGAAGAGCGGCAAGGAGCGCGACGGCAAGAACGGCGGCAAUGGCAAGGGCAAGAAGGGGGCCAAGGGACAGGGAAAGGGCAAGGCCCAGGGCAAAGCGCCCGCCGCACCUGCGGCAGAGCCCGCCGCCAGCGCCCCCGCGGCCUCUGCAGCCCCGGCGCCGGCGGCAGCCCCGAGCGCAGUGGCCCGGGCCAAAGCCGCCGCCGUCGCGGUGGCCGCGGUCCACGCCGAG
Prorocentrum cordatum is the source of this 364-nucleotide messenger RNA. Lineage: Eukaryota; Dinophyceae; Prorocentrales; Prorocentraceae. The record is from the annotation of a GenBank genome assembly.